AUGGCGGCGGAGCCGGGAGCCUGGCGACUCCUCAGCACCUCCUUCUUCUGGCUCUGCUGCCUGCUGCUGCUCGGGCGCCGGGCGCCAGGCGUCGCGGCCGCCAGGAGCGGCUCCCCGCCGCAGUCCUCAGGAUCCAGCAUUCGGACAUUCACUCCAUUUUAUUUUUUGGUGGAACCAGUGGAUACACUCUCUGUUAGAGGCUCUUCUGUUAUAUUAAACUGUUCAGCAUAUUCUGAGCCUUCUCCAAAAAUUGAAUGGAAAAAAGAUGGAACUCUUUUAAACUUAGUGUCAGAUGAUCGACGCCAGCUUCUCGCAGAUGGGUCUUUGUUUAUCAGCAGUGUGGUGCAUUCCAAACACAACAAACCUGAUGAAGGUUAUUACCAGUGUGUAGCCACUGUUGAGAGUCUUGGAACUAUUGUCAGCAGAACAGCCAAGCUCACGGUAGCAGGUCUUCCAAGAUUUGCCAGCCAACCAGAGCCUUCUUCAGUUUAUGUUGGGAACAGUGCAGUUCUGAAUUGUGAAGUUAAUGCAGAUUUGGUCCCGUUUAUGAGGUGGGAACAGAACAAACAGCCUCUUCUUCUGGAUGAUAGAGUUAUCAAACUUCCAAGUGGAAUGCUAGUUAUCAGCAACGCAACUGAAGGAGAUGGGGGACUCUAUCGCUGCAUGGUUGAAAGUGGUGGGCCACCAAAGUAUAGUGAGGAAGCUGAAUUAAAAGUUCUUCCAGAUCCUGGUGCCACAUCAAACUUGGUAUUUUUGAAACAACCUUCUUCCUUAAUCAGAGUCAUUGGUCAGAGUGCAGUGUUGCCAUGUGUUGCUUCAGGACUUCCUACUCCAACCAUUAGAUGGAUGAAAAAUGAGGAGACAGUUGACACAGAAAGCUCUGGAAGGUUGGUAUUGCUGGCAGGUGGUAGUCUGGAGAUCAGUGAUGUCACCGAGGAUGAUGCUGGGACUUAUUUUUGUAUAGCUGAUAAUGGAAAUGAGACCAUUGAAGCUCAAGCAGAGCUUACAGUACAAGCCCAACCUGAAUUCCUGAAGCAGCCUACCAAUAUAUAUGCUCAUGAAUCUAUGGAUAUUGUGUUUGAAUGUGAAGUCACUGGAAAGCCAACUCCUACCGUGAAAUGGGUCAAGAAUGGGGAUAUGGUCAUCCCAAGUGAUUACUUUAAGAUUGUAAAGGAACAUAAUCUUCAAGUUUUGGGUCUGGUGAAAUCAGAUGAAGGGUUCUAUCAAUGCAUUGCUGAAAAUGAUGUUGGAAAUGCACAAGCUGGAGCCCAGCUGAUAAUCCUUGAACAUGAUGUUGCCAUCCCAACAUUACCUCCCACUUCACUGACCAGUGCCACUACUGACCAUCUAGCACCAGCCACAACUGGACCACUGCCUUCAGCUCCACGGGAUGUCGUGGCCUCCCUGGUCUCUACCCGCUUCAUCAAACUGACAUGGCGGACACCUGCGUCAGACCCUCAUGGGGACAACCUUACCUACUCUGUCUUCUACACCAAGGAGGGGAUUGCGAGGGAACGUGUUGAGAAUACCAGUCGCCCAGGAGAAAUGCAGGUGACCAUUCAAAACCUAAUGCCAGCCACAGUGUACAUCUUUAGAGUUAUGGCUCAAAAUAAGCAUGGCUCUGGAGAGAGUUCAGCUCCACUACGGGUAGAAACACAACCUGAGGUUCAGCUCCCUGGCCCAGCACCUAACAUCCGAGCAUAUGCAACUUCACCUACUUCCAUCACUGUCACCUGGGAAACACCGUUGUCUGGAAAUGGGGAAAUUCAGAAUUACAAACUGUACUACAUGGAAAAAGGGACUGAUAAAGAACAGGAUGUUGAUGUUUCGAGUCACUCCCACACCAUUAACGGAUUGAAAAAAUACACAGAGUAUAGUUUCCGAGUGGUGGCCUACAAUAAACAUGGCCCUGGAGUCUCCACGCAAGAUGUUGCUGUUCGAACUUUUUCAGAUGUUCCCAGUGCUGCUCCUCAGAAUCUGUCUUUAGAAGUAAGAAAUUCAAAGAGUAUUGUGAUUCACUGGCAGCCACCUCCUCCAGCUGCACAAAAUGGACAGAUUACUGGCUACAAGGUUCGCUACCGAAAGGCUUCCCGGAAGAGUGAUGUCACUGAGACCUUGGUGUCUGGGACACAGCUGUCACAGCUGAUUGAAGGUCUUGAUCGGGGAACCGAAUAUAAUUUCCGAGUGGCUGCUCUAACAGUCAAUGGUACAGGCCCAGCUACUGACUGGCUGUCAGCUGAAACUUUUGAAAGUGACUUAGAUGAAACUCGUGUUCCAGAAGUGCCUAGUUCUCUUCACGUCCGCCCCCUGGUCACUAGCAUCGUAGUAAGCUGGACACCUCCAGAGAAUCAAAACAUUGUGGUCAGAGGUUAUGCCAUUGGUUAUGGCAUUGGCAGCCCUCAUGCCCAGACCAUAAAAGUAGACUAUAAACAGCGCUAUUAUACCAUCGAAAAUCUGGAUCCCAGCUCUCAUUAUGUGAUUACCCUGAAAGCGUUUAACAACGUAGGUGAAGGUAUCCCCUUGUACGAGAGUGCUGUGACCAGACCUCACACAGACACUUCUGAAGUUGAUUUGUUUGUUAUUAAUGCUCCAUACACUCCAGUGCCAGAUCCCACUCCCAUGAUGCCACCAGUGGGAGUUCAGGCUUCCAUUCUGAGCCAUGACACCAUAAGGAUUACCUGGGCGGACAACUCCCUGCCCAAACACCAGAAGAUUACAGACUCCCGGUACUACACAGUCCGAUGGAAAACCAACAUCCCAGCAAACACCAAGUACAAGAAUGCUAAUGCAACGACUUUGAGUUAUUUGGUGACUGGUUUAAAACCAAAUACACUCUAUGAAUUCUCUGUGAUGGUGACCAAAGGUCGAAGGUCAAGCACAUGGAGCAUGACAGCCCACGGGACUACGUUUGAAUUAGUUCCUACUUCUCCACCCAAGGAUGUGACAGUUGUGAGUAAAGAGGGAAAACCUAGGACCAUAAUUGUAAAUUGGCAGCCUCCCUCUGAAGCCAAUGGCAAGAUUACAGGUUACAUCAUAUAUUACAGCACGGAUGUGAAUGCAGAGAUACAUGACUGGGUUAUUGAGCCUGUUGUGGGAAACAGGCUGACUCACCAGAUACAAGAAUUAACACUUGACACACCAUACUACUUCAAAAUCCAAGCCCGGAACUCAAAGGGCAUGGGGCCCAUGUCUGAAGCUGUCCAGUUCAGAACACCCAAAGCGGACUCCUCUGAUAAAAUGGCUAAUGAUCAAGCCUCGGGGUCUGCAGGGAAAGGAAGCCGGCUGCCAGACCUGGGAUCCGACUACAAACCUCCAAUGAGCGGCAGUAACAGCCCUCAUGGAAGCCCCACCUCUCCUCUAGACAGUAACAUGCUGCUGGUCAUCAUCGUUUCCGUCGGCGUCAUCACCAUCGUGGUGGUCGUGAUCAUCGCUGUUUUCUGCACCCGGCGGACUACCUCUCACCAGAAAAAGAAACGAGCUGCUUGCAAAUCAGUGAAUGGCUCCCACAAGUAUAAAGGGAACUCCAAAGAUGUCAAACCCCCAGACCUCUGGAUCCAUCACGAGAGACUGGAGCUCAAACCCAUCGAUAAGUCUCCAGAUCCAAACCCCAUCAUGACCGAUACACCAAUUCCUCGUAAUUCUCAAGAUAUCACACCAGUUGACAAUUCCAUGGACAGCAAUAUCCAUCAAAGGCGGAAUUCAUAUAGAGGGCAUGAAUCAGAGGACAGCAUGUCUACACUGGCAGGAAGGCGGGGAAUGAGACCAAAAAUGAUGAUGCCCUUUGACUCCCAGCCACCCCAGCCUGUGAUUAGUGCCCAUCCCAUCCAUUCCCUCGAUAACCCUCACCAUCAUUUCCACUCCAGCAGCCUCGCUUCUCCAGCUCGCAGUCAUCUCUACCACCCGGGCAGCCCAUGGCCCAUUGGCACAUCCAUGUCCCUUUCAGACAGGGCCAAUUCCACAGAAUCUGUUCGAAACACCCCAAGCACUGACACCAUGCCAGCCUCCUCGUCUCAAACAUGCUGUACUGAUCACCAGGAUCCUGAAGGUGCUACCAGCUCCUCUUACUUGGCCAGCUCCCAAGAGGAAGAUUCAGGCCAGAGUCUCCCUACAGCCCAUGUUCGCCCUUCCCACCCACUGAAGAGCUUUGCUGUGCCCGCGAUCCCACCCCCCGGGCCUCCCACCUACGAUCCAGCGUUGCCAAGCACACCGUUACUCUCCCAGCAAGCUCUGAAUCAUCACAUUCACGCGGUGAAGACGGCCUCCAUCGGGACUUUAGGAAGGAGCCGGCCUCCUAUGCCAGUGGUGGUUCCCAGUGCCCCUGAAGUUCAGGAGACCACAAGGAUGCUGGAAGACUCCGAGAGCAGCUAUGAGCCAGAUGAGCUGACCAAAGAGAUGGCCCACCUGGAAGGACUGAUGAAGGACCUAAAUGCCAUCACGACAGCGUGA
Molecule: messenger RNA, 4446 nt
Organism: Rangifer tarandus platyrhynchus (Svalbard reindeer)
Lineage: Eukaryota; Metazoa; Chordata; Mammalia; Artiodactyla; Cervidae
Source: the annotation of a GenBank genome assembly